Molecule: messenger RNA, 3468 nt
Organism: Canis lupus familiaris (dog)
Lineage: Eukaryota; Metazoa; Chordata; Mammalia; Carnivora; Canidae
Gene: FUT2B
Product: galactoside alpha-(1,2)-fucosyltransferase 2-like
Exons: 5
Coding region: 1019-2038 (339 amino acids)
Biological process (GO): carbohydrate metabolic process
Cellular component (GO): membrane
Molecular function (GO): galactoside 2-alpha-L-fucosyltransferase activity
Source: RefSeq, a predicted model, not a curated record
UCAGCAAGGAGUCUGCUUCUCUGCCUCUCCCUCUGCUCAUGCUCUUGCUUGCUUGCUUACUCUCUCUCAAAUAAAUAAAUAAAACCUUAAAAAAUAAAAAAAGAAACUACACAGCUUCCAGGACCCACCCCCAGGGCUUCAGCUGGGCCCACGAAUCUAUUUCUAGCAAGCGUUCUGAGCAAGAUGCUGAUGGAGGGGGUCCAUGGACCAUACUUGGGAGAGAUUUAAGGAGUUUUUGAUUCUCGAGGGGUUUGAGAGGCCUGGGCUGGCAGGUCCCGAGAACACAGAACAGCAGCAGGAAGAUCAGGACGCUGAGGCAGCUGUGUGUUCUCAGAAAAAUGACUUGCUUCCCUAAACCUUGGUUUCCUCCCGUGCAGUGGGGAUCUCAGUCCCUCUCCCAGGGCUGUCGUGGGCCUUAAGAGGUGCCUCUUAAGAGAUACUCUUCAGAUUAUCAGUGGGAAGAAUCAUGCGUUGGGCUCUUUCUGACCUGAAGGUGAUCACUUCACCUCCCCUCUGUCUGGAAGGCUCCAGUGGUGGGAAGGGGUUCAGACCACCAUGCCUGUAAAGCCAGCAGCUCUGCCACAGGACCUAGUCCCACCCUCUCCACCCAGACCCUGCUUCAUCACAAUACUGUUGGCUUCUUACCCAGGUUCAGAGGCCAGUGCCAUGCCCAGCCUGGGGCCAUGUGGUGAUCCUCAGAGGGACGGCCUCCUCAGCUCCCAGGCCCCAUCCAGGCUCAGGAUGAAUCCCGUCCCACCCCGAGGCAAUGGACCCCAGCCAGCCACGCCACCCAGGACUGUGUGGGACGUGAGGGAUGUCGCCCCAGGGGGGCCCGAAACCAGGCAGCCCAGAGCACGCUGGCCCAGGAGGCUAAAGACAGAUCCAUUGGGUUGGGAAGGGGCUGACUUGCCAGGUGACUAUCAGGACCUCUCUCCACACUGAGGCAGGACCCCCAGCUGGCACCUCCUUCCCUCUGGAACCUUCUGUCAGCUGUGGGUAAAUUCAGCAUUGAGCCCUGAUGGGAUUCCGGGCCACUUGCCCUUCCUUCUCUACCAUCUACUUCCUCUUCAUCAUCUUCGUGGUGUCCACCAUCUUCCACUGCCACCAGCGCCUGGCUCUGGUGCCCACCCCCUGGGCCUACUCAGGCCGCGUGGUCCUGCUCCCCAGAUACCUGCCCCGGGGGGGCGUGUUCACCAUCAACUCCAAGGGCCGCCUGGGGAACCAGAUGGGUGAGUACGCCACCCUUUACGCCCUGGCCAAGAUGAACGGGCGGCCGGCCUUCAUCCCGGCCGAGAUGCACAGCACGCUGGCCCCCAUCUUCAGAAUCACCCUCCCCGUCCUGCACGGCACCACGGCCAGCAGCAUCCCGUGGCAGAACUACCACCUGAACGACUGGAUGGAGGAGGAGUACCGCCACAUCCCGGGGGAGUACGUGCGCCUCACUGGCUACCCCUGCUCCUGGACCUUCUACCACCACCUCCGCGAUGAGAUCUUGCGGGAGUUCACCCUGCACGACCACGUGCGGGAGGAGGCUCAGAAGUUUCUGCGGGGCCUGCAGGUGAACGGAAGACAGCCGGGCACCUUCGUGGGGGUCCACGUGCGCCGGGGGGACUACGUGCAGGUCAUGCCAAACGUGUGGAAGGGCGUGCUGGCUGAUCGGGGCUACCUGCGCCAGGCCCUGGACUGGUUCCGGGCCCGCUACCAUGCUCCCCUCUUCGUGAUCACCAGUGACGACAUGUCCUGGUGUCGGCAGAACAUUAACGGCUCCCUCCGUGACGUGGUGUUCGCGGGCAAUGGCCUUCAGGGCUCCCCCACCAGGGACUUUGCGCUGCUCACGCAGUGUAACCACAGCAUCAUCACGGUGGGCACCUUCGGGAUCUGGGCAGCCUACCUCGCGGGUGGGGCCACUGUCUACCUGGCCAAUUUCACCCUGCCCGACUCCCCCCUCCAGUGGAUCUUUAAGCCGCAGGCAGCCUUCCUGCCCGAGUGGGUGGGCAUCGCUGCCGACCUUGGGCAGGCCAGAGAGAAUGGCCUCUAGCCCCUCGAGGUCACGCAUCUCUUCCUCCCCCUCCCCCGACAGGCGGUGCCCUGGCACCACCAGGCAUCUCCAAGCCACCAUGCUUUCCAGCUGAGGGACCUCAGACAAGUCACUUAAUCUCUCGGGGCCUUAGGUGCCACCUGCAGAGAAAGUAACACAGAGCUUACCUCAGCAGUCCUGCAGCAAGUUCAUUUAGUGUCCUCAGGAACACAUCAUGGCUCUGGGUUUGCUUGGCAGUUGGACCGUUGGUACUAAACAAACCAUGCAAGGGCACCCCUGCAGCAGAGGCCCUGGCAGCAAAUUUGCAGGCUCAUACCCAGCCUCUUCUAGCACACCCUGUCUCCUUCCCCAGUCGCUGCAAGCCAGCCUUGAGAAAGAACUAGAAGAUCUAAUCUCAUCUCUCCAUUUUAUGGGUGGAAAAGCCACGCUCAACCCACAGUGCACUUUCCCUGGUGAGGGCAGUGGCUCUGGCUGCUGCUCUGGCUCUGCAAGUGGUGCCUGAAACCACGAGGAAACUGCCCCCAGAAAACGAACCUGCCUGGGACCCCAGAAACUUCCUGCCUGCUGCAUGCUCCUUGGCCAUGACCAGGCAGGUGUAUGGCAUGCCCUGAACUUUCUGGUUGCCUUAAGAAACCUAAUUUUUGCCCUCUCCUUGUCUGCAGCUUCUGGAGUGGAAGUCCAGAUGUCUUGCCCUUGUCUCCUGAGAGGGUUUGGUGAAGCUGUGCCUGCCGUCAAGUACAAGGGAGCCGGGUGUCUUGGGCAGCAAAGAAUUCAGGCUUUAGUUUUCAUAAGGCCUUAGCAUGAAAGGGAGGGAACCCAGAGUUUGAGGGGAUGAAUCUCAGGGAAGUACUCUCAGUGGGGAGGUGAGGGCCCUGGACAUGGGUGUGGAUGGGGGGUGGGGGCCUCACAGUGCUGGCCGGAGUCCAGCAGGACUCCACACCACUUGGCCUGCAGCAGCAAAGCCGCCAAUGUUCUAGAAGCAGCGGGCAGACCUCAGGAGGCCCCAGACAGGAGCACAGCCAUGCCAGCCUCCACCUGCAGACAGACUUCCUCACUCUCGGCACUGCCUGUGCCCUGGGCACACUCUGAGAAACCCCCCGUGUGGAGAGAAGUUGGAUUAAGUGAUCACAAUACGGGUUUUCCUGUGUUCAGUGCAUUCAGCAGUAUGGAGAUACCGGAUCAUUUACCUGAGCAGGGUCUUUUCCCAAAUUGCCCCUUUUGGAGAGACUCCAGCCAGAAGGGUACAGGAAGCCGAGCCAGGACCUCUGGCCCUCUACCACCUGCCACAGUAUCAAAGUACAGAAGCAAAUGGCCCAGGGCGCGAUCCUGGAGACCCGGGAUCGAAUCCCACAUCGGACUCCCGGUGCAUGGAGCCUGCUUCUCCCUCUGCCUGUGUCUCUGCCUCUCUCUCUCUCUCUCUCUCUCUCUGU